Urocitellus parryii (Arctic ground squirrel) is the source of this 7524-nucleotide messenger RNA. RefSeq names its product PALM2 and AKAP2 fusion (gene Palm2akap2). Gene Ontology annotation, cellular component: membrane. NCBI's taxonomy places the organism in Eukaryota, Metazoa, Chordata, Mammalia, Rodentia, Sciuridae. Gene Ontology annotation, biological process: regulation of cell shape. The record is from RefSeq and is a predicted model, not a curated record.
UUAGCGGCGGCGCUGGGGCGCAGCCAGGCGGCCGCGCGGGCGGGGACCAGGGGCUGAACCCGAGAGCCAGCCGUGCGCACAGCUCUGCCCGCUGCCCCCAAGCGACCCCGCUGCCUGGGCUCUCCUGGGUUCUAGCUAAGCCCCCCGGGGUGCACGUCAAUUUCCUUGGGUGACUACAGCGUGUGUUUUGUUUUUCUUUCCUCUUUCUCCUGCCUGGGUGCCCUUCUCCAGGAUGGCAGAGGCGGAAUUGCACAAGGAGAGGCUGCAAGCCAUAGCAGAAAAAAGAAAGCGGCAGACGGAAAUAGAAGGCAAACGACAGCAGCUCGACGAGCAGGUACUCCUGCUGCAGCAUUCCAAGUCCAAAGUGCUUCGGGAAAAAUGGCUGCUGCAGGGUAUCCCCGCUGGAACUGCCGAAGAGGAGGAAGCCAGGCGGCGGCAGUCUGAGGAGGAUGAGUUCAGAGUCAAGCAGCUGGAGGAUAACAUCCAGAGGCUGGAGCAGGAAAUCCAAGCGCUCGAAAGUGAAGAAUCCCAGAUAUCUGCCAAAGAGCAAAUCAUCCUGGAGAAGCUAAAAGAGACAGAAAAAUCCUUCAAGGACUUUCAGAAGAGCUUCUCCACUACGGAUGGAGGGGUCGGAUGGCGAAGUGUGCUGCUAACAGGAGAUGAGACAGGCUCAGGUGCCCCAGAAACAUCCAGCCCAGACAUGACUCUGAAGAAGCCCCCGCAGCUUUCUGAGGAUGAUAUCCAGCUGAAAACCGAGAGAGACAGCUGUCGUGCCAAUCUCCUGGAGCCUGCUCCCAGACCUCUUCCCUCAGAUCACCAAAACAUGGAAAUUGAGGUGUCUGUUACAGAAUGUAAAAGCGUUCCUGGAAUCACCUCUACCCCCCAUUCCAUAGACCACCCCUCCCCAUUCUAUUCACCCCCUCACAAUGGCCUCCUCUCUGAUCACCAUGAGUCCCUGGAUAAUGAUGUGGCCAGAGAGAUCCGAUAUCUAGAUGAGGUGCUGGAGGCCAACUGCUGUGAUUCUUCGGUGGAUGGAACUUACAACGGGACAUCCUCCCCAGAGCCUGGUGUGGCCACCCUGGCUGGCAGCCUGAGCCCACCAGCCCACUCAGCCGCCCAGCCGGAGCCUGCCGAAGGAGCCGCGGGCAGGCAGGCCCCCCCGCACAUCGAGCUCAGCAGAAGCCCCUCUGACACCAUGGCUGAGACGGAAAGAGUGAAUGGCCAUCCCCCCGACCAGCCCCGGGACACGCUAGGGGACAGCCUGCAGGCCCCUGCCAGCCCCAGCUCCUCCACCAGCUCCCGCUGUUCUUCCCGAGACGGGGAGUUCACGCUCACCACCCUGAAGAAGGAGGCCAAGUUUGAGCUGCGCGCCUUCCACGAAGACAAGAAGCCCUCCAAGCUCUUCGAGGAGGACGAGCGUGAGAAGGAGCAGUUCUGUGUGAGGAAGGUGAGGCCCUCGGAGGAGAUGCUGGAGCUGGAGAAGGAGAGGAGAGAGCUCAUCCGGAGUCAGGCGGUGAAGAAGAAUCCCGGCAUCGCUGCCAAGUGGUGGAAUCCCCCGCAGGAGAAGACCAUCGAGGAACAGCUGGACGAGGAACACCUGGAGUCGCACAAAAAGUACAAGGAGCGCAAGGAGAGGAGGGCCCAGCAGGAGCAGCAGCAGCUGCAGCAGCUGUUGCAGCAGCAGCAGCAGCAGCAGCAGCAGCCCCCUCCAGAGCUCUGCACAGCCCCUGCUUCCACUCAAGAACGUCCAGGCGGGACUGAAAAGGAGGACAUUGUCACAGAACAGAUUGACUUCUCUGCCGCUCGCAAACAGUUCCAGCUGAUGGAGAAUUCCAGGCAGACGGGGACCAAGGGCCAGAGUACACCCCGGCUGUUCUCCAUCAAGCCUUUCUACAGGCCUCUGGGGUCCCUCCACUCUGACAAACCCCCGACCAUCCUGAGACCGGCUUCUAUUGGGGUAGCUCCAGAGGACAGCUGCGUGUCUGCAGCCCAGGGGCAGAAAGCCCCCGGGACGCUGGAGAGCCAGUCGGCGGGAGGAGGCCCUGGCAGCACCGCCCCUCAGGGAAAGGAAGGGCCCUACAGCGAGCCCUCCAAACGGGGGCCCUUAUCUAAACUGUGGGCCGAGGACAGUGAGUUUACCAGCGCCCGGGCCGUCCUCACCGUGGUCAAGGAUGAUGAGCACGGCAUUUUGGAUCAGUUCUCCAGAUCGGUCAAUGUCUCUUUGACCCAAGAGGAGCUUGACUCAGGUUUGGAUGAGCUGUCGGUGAGAUCCCAGGACACCACGGUCCUGGAGACCUUGUCCAACGACUUCAGCAUGGACAACAUCAGUGACAGCGGGGCGUCCAACGAGACAGCCAAUGCCCUCCAGGAAAACUCCCUGGCUGACUUCUCUCUGCCUCAGACCCCACAGACAGACAACCCCUCUGAGGGCCGAGAGGGCGUCUCCAAGUCAUUUAGCGAUCACGGUUUCUAUUCCCCGUCCUCCACACUGGGGGACUCCCCGUCGGUGGAUGAGUCCUUGGAAUAUCAGGCUGGUCUCCUGGUGCAGAAUGCCAUUCAACAAGCCAUAGCCGAGCAGGUGGAUAAGGCCGCGCCCCAGGCCAGCAAGCCCGGAGCAGAGCAGGGGAGACCUGACACAACCCUCGAGGGAGCUGACACCGGAGUUGCUGGCCCCGAGAAGCCCCAGAGCAUGUUUGAGCCACCUCAAGUUUCCUCUCCUGUUCAAGAGAAAAGGGAUGUAUUAUUACCAAAGAUUCUGCCUGCAGAGGACAGGGCUCUCAGGGAAAGGGGGCCCUCCCAGCUACCGCCAACCGUGCAGCCCAGUGGCCCAGUCAACAUGGAGGAGACCAGGCCCGAGGGGGGCUAUUUCAGCAAGUACUCGGAGGCUGCCGAGCUGAGAAGCACAGCCUCCCUCCUGGCCACUCAAGAAUCCGACGUGAUGGUUGGGCCCUUCAAGUUGAGGUCAAGGAAGCAGCGGACGUUGUCCAUGAUCGAAGAAGAGAUCCGAGCAGCCCAGGAGAGGGAAGAGGAGCUGAAGCGGCAGAGACAAGUCUUGCAGAGCGCACCGAGCCCCAGGACCAGGAACGCCCCGUCGCUGCCCUCCCGAACCACGUCCGGCUACAAAACCGCCCCAGGGAAAAUAGAGAAAGUCAAACCUCCUCCAUCCCCCACAACCGAAGGCCCCAGCUUGCAGCCUGACUUAGCCCCCGAAGAGGCUGCCGGAAUCCAGCGGCCCAAGAACCUGAUGCAGACCCUCAUGGAAGACUAUGAGACACACAAAUCUAAAAGGCGCGAGAGAAUGGAUGAUAGUAGUGUCCUUGAGGCCACACGGGUUAAUCGAAGGAAGAGCGCACUGGCCUUGCGCUGGGAGGCAGGGAUCUACGCCAACCAGGAGGAAGAGGACAAUGAAUAAACUUCCUUCGGCCCAGGAAACGUCUUUGGUGCUUGGGAUACCAAGAAACCAAGAAAUGAUCACAUCAAAGCAUUUUGAUGGACUAUUUAUUAAAGUGCAUACAAACUCAGCAAUCCUUCUGUAGACCAGAAAUUGCAACACACAACAAUGAAGAAUAAAGCAAAAAGGGGGUCCACCCGUCGAAUUCUGAGACCCAGGAGUCAGAAGAAAAAGGAUUUCUUUGUGACUCAAAGAAGCCUCUGGAUUUGGACCAGUCCACAAUUGAUCCAAAAAGACAAAGACAUCAUAAGCAAAUCAACAUAUUUGCUGAGGGCAGACCUUUGACCAGCCUUGGUGGGUGAUGAGGACAGACACUGAGGAUAAGUCCAUUAGUGAGCUGUAGGGCCCAGGCUGUUGCCAUCUGUGUGGCACAGGGUAUUUCUCUGCUCUGGCUUCCCACCCCUUGCUCGUGGCAUCCAAGGUGUUGGAUUGGCACCAUUUUCUCCAGCAGCCAUACAACGAAUGGUGUUCCUCUCUGUGGUUGCCCCAAAGAGGCAGUUAGGAUAAUAUUUCUCUUACAUUUGAUUAUUUUUAAUUGGGAGCAAUUAAUGAUUGCAAUGUAUACAAUCCAUAUUUUUAAGACAAUAUAUCUUCAUGUUGCAGAUGCAAUCUCUUCUACACUAGGAGGUUGAGGAAUGUGGGGUGAGAAAGCCAAACCAAAUGGAUUAUUUUAGCUUUAGGAUCUUGUCCGCUUAUACUCUUGACUGAUGUGUAGUUUAGAAGAACACAUUUUCACAAUUACGUUUCUUCACGUGAAAACUAUAUUUAGUGGGCAACGACUAUUUUUAUGAUGGGAUAGGGGAAUAUAAACAUGAAUAAAACCUGUACACAUUGAACAGCUUGGUUCAAGAUGGUAGGGGUAUUUUUAGAUGGCAAUAAUUGGGGGGAAAAAAAAGGGUCAAACUCUGCCUUAGAGAGGUAGAUGGCAAGAAAUAAAAGUGUUUAUAACUAUUUUGUAUUAUAAAGUGAGCCUUAGAGGUAGUAGGAAGAAGGAAGGGAUGUUUGGGGUCAAUAGAAAGGAAACAUUAAAGUCAAUGAAGGUAGGGGGAGAACGAGGGAGGAGGGAGAGGGAGAAGAAGGACAUGAAAGAGAUUAUUUUUUGGCUGAAUGCUUUUCAGGAUGCUAAAGAGAAAAAUAUAGAAAUUUUAAGUGCAGGCUUGGAAUCAACUACAAAUCCUAAAGAUGGUGUGUGUGUGUGUGUGUGUGUGUGUACACCUUUGUGUGUUUAUGUAACGAGUGUAUGUUCACGGGUGUGUAUAUGUGUAUGUGUGUGUGUGUGUGUGUGUGUGUUAAAUUUCGAUUGCUCACGACACCUGGGUGUACAGUUAUUUCCUCCAAAGAUGUUAGCCAGCAUCAGGAGUGAGUGAGAAUUUCUUUUUUAUGAAAAGGGAUAUAAAGGCACCGAGCUGAUGCAGUAUUUGUAAUAUUAAAUUGACCUAACAUGGUAUUUGCAUGAAUCACAAUUGCAGAGUUUUGAGUAGUUUUGUAAUUUGACAUUUAGGAACGUAUCCUAUUUAUUCCCAUGCUUUGGAUUCAUGCUUAGUAUACACUAGAGGAUGCUAGCUUUACUCUUUUCUGUCAUUUAAAGCAAUAUGAUAAGGGCAUUCAGUAAUUGGGUGCCCUAAAUUUCUGGAUGAGAAAAUAACUAACCAGUCUUCGUUAUUUUUCCUUUGUUUUAAAACCAUUUUUUAAAAGCAAUAAUUAAAUUAGAUCUCAUUAAAAUUCUUUUUUUUUUGUUUUCAUAUUGUUAUGUCAUAAGCUCUGAUAUGUUAUUCUCAUAAGUAGCAAUUCCACAAAACCCGUAUGUAGUGUUACACACAUUAUCUUUGCUUUUUUUUAUCUUUGCUAGUGUUGACUUUGAGGGAAAGUUUAUUCACAAAUGGUGGGCAUAAAGUAAAAAGAUGGAACUGGCCAAUAAUCCCUAAAGAUCCUUUCAAAGUGCCUCCGGUACCUGUCGUAUGCACCCACAUUCUGCAGAUUGUAGCCAACCUUGCAUGUGGGCAUGUGGCAGUUGGGAUGGUUCAUUCUCCUGAAUGUUCAGCCAAGUGCUAGCCAUUGGGGGACACUGAACAAAUAAGACCCCGGAUACAGGAGUUCAUUUUAUAGUGGCAGAGGCUGGCAUGGAGCCAGGUAUUCCCAGGAAGGUGACCUCCAUGUUAGAGCAGAAGUCCUGCCCCAUUGGAAUGGGAGCGCCCAGGAAGGAGGACCGCCGUUUGUCUAAGGAUUUCUGGGCUGAGGACCGAAUGGGAGGGGCGUUCUCUAAGGAGACACAUCAGAGGAGCAGAGGAGGCAGCAGCACCUGUGGCCCCCAAGCACAGUGGCAGUCAGGAUGGUGGCCAGUAGGCUACAUUUAUGGGUUGCUCAGGAAAUACACUGUGCUUCCUGCUUUGGGACAGACACAGAACUCUUAGAGAGCACAGGCGUGCUGUUGACCAACUCCCCCCAUUUUUCACAAGAGGGAACCAUUUUCACCACUUACCUUAAGCUUUUGUUCUGUCUGGAAGGGGAUCUUGUACCCACGGGUCAGCUGCCAUGGAGAAGAGCUGGCGCCUGGGAGGAACGUUAGGAAGCCACCCAGUUCAUGGAAUCACUUUCAAGGCCAGCCACCUUGACUGAACAAGAGGCACUGGUGGCUCUAGAGCCAGGAUCCCUUGGGCCACACUCCACGAAUAGAUGAGGAAAUAAAUGUGAUUUCUGUGACUCUUUCUCCCAGUCACGGACCUGUUUUUACUGUGUCCCCUACAUCUCCAACCUCUACUAGUUCCCCCAAAUUGCCUUCCGGAUGACUGCUAUUUCCUUGCUCUACUCACUGACAAUCCCAUGACAUUCCUAUUAAAAAUGUAAAUUACGGUUCCCCUGGGUAGAGCCAGGUUUUCUCUGUGCUCUUUGGUUUUUUUUAUUCAUUCAAGAAACAUUCCCCCUCACUGCCACCCCAUGCUUUGCGCCAUGGACAGAGCACUGUGCUUUGGGAUUCCACAUGAACCCCUGUAGCUUCCUGAAGAUGGAACAGACCCCUGGAGAAAAGUCUUUCCUGUCUAAUCCACCGGGAGAAAGAGGCUCAGGAAGCUCUCUGCCUCUAAGGCUCGGCCUCACCCUUCCAUAGCGCACAAGCUUGUUAAUGUCAACUAGAACAAAUGUUGAGAUUUUGCAAACUGUUAGAGCCUUCCCGGAAGUAUUCCUUGCUGCAGUGUUUAUGGAUGUUCAGUUUCUUCCAGRGCCGACUAACCACUGACACGCCUUGGUUCUCUCAUCCAGAAAUUAUGGAAACAGGGUCUGUCAGUGACAGAGGUUGGUUGAGUUCUACUUGGAUGACAAUGCAAUUACCCAUGCAUGCUGCCCACCCUAGGCGAUGACAUAGAAGCAGUAUCUAUAUCAGUGUCCACACACACACACACACACACACACACACACACACACACACACUCAUAACAAGAAACACUAAAGCAGUGUUGACUCUUGUCGCUGAAGACAAACAUUUUUUUUUCAAAUGAAGAAUGGAUUUAAUUAAACUAUGUAUUGGGAAAAAAAUAGCCUAAGUAUUAGAGAAGGUGACUAUAUCCAGUUUUAGUUACAGAAUCAAUUUCCUGAAUUUUUAGCAUUCAGUGAGCUGCCAAKUUUGAUUGUGUUGCUCUUUAUCCAGAUGACAUUUUCUUUCUUUUUUUUAUUGGAGGAGGGGGAAAAAAGCAGCAAUACUGUGUUUGAGAAUUAUACUCUGUAUCUGACUUUCCUGUGUAUGUUAACCACUUCGAUGUUAUUAUCCUGCUUCGGUUUUAUAGUGAUUGUGAGGCAUUCAAUGCAAGUAUACAGUUAUUUUCUCAUUAAAAACCCCAUGUGUGUUGUGUUUUUAUAAAGGAUGGCUACUUGUUUAACUGAGGGGAGGUGGGAAGACUAGCCUAACCUUGAGUACAUGCCUGGGCCCUUGGCCCCUGCUUCUGUUGCAGCACGUAUGGGACAAAGGAAUGCCAUUGUAGCAGACUGUCCCCAAAGCCCCUUCUCAAUAUACAAGAUGAUCGGUGGCAAUCCGACCAUCUUGUAUGUUUGGUGGUGCCAAAGCACCACCCGCACCCCUCCCC